GGUUCCGCGCGGGAGCUGCCCAGCCUCAUCCCUCUCCCUCUUCAGCCUCCUUCCGAUCCCGAGUCCCGGCUGCAGCAUGAGGGCGGCGCGGACCCGGACGGGGACCCCACGGGCGGCGCUGCUGCUGCUUUGCCUCCUGGCGCUGGCCGUCCUGCCCGGUCCUCCGGCCGCCGCCGAGGCGUGGUACAAGCAGGCCGCCGGACCCAGCUACUACUCGGUCGGCCGGGCUUCGGGGCUGCUCUCGGGGCUCCGACGCUCGCCCUACAGCCGUCGAGCCGACGACAACGAGCAGCAGCAGCAGGCAGGCGGCGGAGGAAGCAGCAGCAGCAGCAGCACCGAAAACGGCGCCGUCCCCGGACUCCCUCCCGCCGCAGCAGCAGCCUCCUCUUUCUGGGCGCCUGAGCCGCGCCUGAGUCCCGGAGGACUGAGGAAUAUGGCGGUGUGCGUGAAAGAGGUCUCCCCGGAGCUGCGGAGCUGCCAGCUGCUGCCCGGCCUGCCCAGCGUGGUCCAGUGCCAGGCCGACGUCACCGUCUCCCUGGACCCCGCCGACUGCAGCCCCGCCCCUUGAAGACCCGCCGCCGGAGGAGAAGAGCCCAGGCGCCCCCCUGGAGGAAGCCAAGCCCUCGGGGACCCCUGCAAAGAAGGCCUGCCCCCCGACGCCCCUCACAGACAAGAAAUAAACGCGCUUGA
Messenger RNA from Anolis sagrei ordinatus, 690 nucleotides. RefSeq names its product neuropeptide B (gene NPB). Gene Ontology annotation, biological process: feeding behavior; G protein-coupled receptor signaling pathway. Gene Ontology annotation, molecular function: G protein-coupled receptor binding. NCBI's taxonomy places the organism in Eukaryota, Metazoa, Chordata, Lepidosauria, Squamata, Anolidae. The record is from RefSeq and is a predicted model, not a curated record.